AUGGAUUUAAAUCCUCCAGCAUUCUUUCGAUUUUCCGAUUUAUUACGAAAAUCUCAUUCUCAAAGCAAAUCAGAGAGUAAAGGAAAAGGAAAGGCCAUAGCGGUUGAUUUUACAACUAAUUUGUUGGAAAAUAUUCAUCAAGCGCAAGAAGAAUUGAAAUACAAUUUAAGUCAAUUUAAGCAAAUUCUUCAACAAAAUCAAAAUAUUCAAUGGCAACAACAAGCCUCUGAUGAUAAUCAUAAAGCGAACGAAUACGGAUCAGAUCUUUUUUUCAACGACCUUCCAACAUCAUAUUUUUAUGAUGAUUUUCAUGAUAAUGAUGAAACUCAGGACUUUAGUUUAGAUGGUAUUCAUGAUCAAUAUGAAGAUGAAAGUGUGUCAUUGAACAGGGAAUGGUUUUUAAAGCAAUGUGAAUCACAUAUAUCAACAUUUGGAGAUGUAGGUGGUGCUAUAACACCCAUAAAGUUAUGUACAAAUAUAUUCACAGUACUGAGGUCUAAGCAAGAUGACAUUGAAACGGAGCUCGUUGAUCUCCUUGGAUAUGAAAACCUUAAUUUUGUUACAACACUGGUGACUAACCGGUUCGAGAUCGUUGAAAACAUACGUAUGAAUUCUGAUUUUGAUGAAAAUCAAAUGGAUUCUUUUGAGAAAUCGGAUCUUCCGUUAGAUUCAAUCCCAACUGAGCCAAAGCGCCCUCAGUUUGGUUCUCAAAUUACCGUUCAGUUUGCAGAUGAUGUAAAAAAAAUGAAACGAUUGAAAAAGGAACACAAAAAGGCAAUGAAAAAUCGGAGUGCUGAGGAUGAAGAAUCCCUAUCUGCCAAAAUAUUAGGUUUUGACAGUGAUAAGCUACGUGAAAUUAGAGAACAUGAAUUACGCUCUGCAAAUGAUUUACCCCCACUUCCUCAGCGCAAAACUCUUUCGGAGAGUUUCAAGCAUGUCUUUGGAAAAACUCAACCUGGCAGUGUGUUAUCUGUCUUCGGAACCAAAUAUUCGCUACCAGCUGGCACUAAACAACAUAGUUUUACCGAUCAUGAAGAAAUAAUAAUUCCCAUCACCCAACAAGCGCCACAGCUAAAAAACCAAAAGUUAAUUAUUAUAGGAGAAAUGGAUUAUCUUUGUAAAGGUUCAUUUAAAGGAUAUAAAUCGCUUAAUUGUGUACAAUCAAUCGUUUACCCAGUUGCUUAUAAAAAAAAUGAUAAUAUGCUGAUUUGUGCUCCCACAGGAGCAGGCAAGACAGACGUAGCUAUGCUUGCAAUUCUCCGUAUCUUAUAUCAAUACUGUGAUCCUAACCCCUCAACAAUUUCAGAAAAUCAAAAGUUUACGAUUAGAAAGAAUGAGUUUAAGGUCGUUUAUAUUGCACCAAUGAAAGCUUUAGUGGCCGAAAUUGUGAAAAAACUUGGUAAAAGAUUAGAAUGGUUAGGCAUUCAAGUGAGAGAAUUAACAGGUGAUAUACAAUUAACCAAGGCAGAAAUUUCUAGUACUCAAAUCAUCGUAACUACCCCUGAAAAAUGGGAUGUAGUGACAAGAAAGAGUACGGGAGAUACCGAGCUGUCAAAAAAAGUCAAAUUGCUUAUCAUUGAUGAAGUGCAUUUAUUACAUGAUGAUCGAGGUGCUGUUCUUGAAAGUCUUGUUGCUAGAACACGUCGUCAGGUUGAAUCUAGUCAAUCAAUGAUUCGUAUUAUCGGUCUUUCAGCGACUUUACAUAAUUAUGUGGAUGUGGCUCGAUUUUUAGGUGUGAACCUUAGUAAUGGUGCAGAGGGUCUAUUUUAUUUUGACGGAGGGUUUAGACCUGUACCGCUUGAACAACAUUUUAUUGGUGUAAAAGGAAAACCCGGAUCUGCGACUUCCAAUACCAAUCUUAAUCAUGUAUUGGAUCUUGUCAAGAAAGGACAUCAAGUGAUGGUUUUUGUUCAUGCGCGAAAAGAAACUGUAAAAACGGCUCAAUUAUUACGUGAAUAUGCCAUUAAGGAGGGACAGGAUG
Molecule: messenger RNA, 1981 nt
Organism: Racocetra persica
Lineage: Eukaryota; Fungi; Glomeromycota; Glomeromycetes; Diversisporales; Gigasporaceae
Source: the annotation of a GenBank genome assembly